AUGAUGCCUUACGAGACGACCGCGACAGCUUCCGGCCGCAUAGGCAAGGAUGACCUAGCAAAAGCGAAACUUAUGUCGUUUAUUAGAGGGGCAAACGAACAGGAGUUUAGCAUAAUCCUGAAGCUCCUUAAAGGCUUAUAUAAUUCUGAGGACAGGACAGGUGGAUUGACAAGCCAGAGCAAGAUCGUAUCGGCAUCUAGUGAUCACACCAUACGGGUGUGGGACGCUACCACUGGCAAAGAGGAAGAUAUCUUUAUCGGCUAUUCCGACACCGUUACCAGCGUCGCGGUCUCACCUGAUCGUAGGAUAAUUGCUUCAGGUUCAGCUGAUCGGAUAGUGCGGCUAUGGGACACUACAACGGGCCGGCAAAUACGUGUACUCACAGGCCAUACUAAUACCAUCAGAAGUGUUGUCUUCUCCUACGAUGGGGUUAAGCUUGCUUCUGGGUCCGAUAAUAGUACGGUCCUGGUGUGGCAUCUAGCAACGGGCAAGCAGGAACGUUCGCUCUCGCACUCUACAGCCACGGCUGCCUAUGGCUACUACGGCAACCGGACCUAA
This is a messenger RNA of Trichoderma gamsii, 558 nucleotides long. RefSeq lists its product as hypothetical. Bases 1 to 558 code for a protein of 185 amino acids. The transcript has 2 exons. The record is from RefSeq and is a predicted model, not a curated record. Lineage: Eukaryota; Fungi; Ascomycota; Sordariomycetes; Hypocreales; Hypocreaceae. Gene Ontology annotation, molecular function: protein binding.